Molecule: messenger RNA, 759 nt
Organism: Aspergillus ochraceoroseus IBT 24754
Lineage: Eukaryota; Fungi; Ascomycota; Eurotiomycetes; Eurotiales; Aspergillaceae
Exons: 1
Source: RefSeq, a predicted model, not a curated record
CAAGAUGCCUGGGCUCCACCACCGUACUCCGCGCAGAACGUGGCCGACCCCGUCAGCACGGACUCACCGUACGCGUUUCUGCGCGAAUUCGACACCAUCUUCCUCGUCGACGACAGCACCAGCAUGGCCGGCAGCCGGUGGCGCGAGGCCGAAGACGCCAUCGCAGCCAUCGCGCCAAUCUGCACGCAGUACGACGGCGACGGCAUCGACAUUUACUUCCUGAACCACAAGAGCCCGGCCCGGGGGCCCGCCGGCGGCGGGUACAACCAUGUCUGCGAUGCCCGUGGCGUGCGGGAGAUCUUCCAGAGCGUGCAGCCGCGGGGCGCCACCCCUGUCGGGAGACGACUGCACCAGAUCCUGGGGCCCUACAUGCGGGAUCUGGAGAGGCUGGCGGCGCGGGGCGAGGAAGCCGCCUCGGUGAAGCCGCUGAAUAUCAUCGUGAUUACCGAUGGCGUGUUUACCGACGAUGCCGAGAGCGUCGUGGUGCAGGUGGCCAGGCAGCUGGAUUUGCCUGGUCUCCAGACCGUCCCGUGGCAGGUGGGCAUCCAGUUCUUCCAGGUUGGAGAUGACCCGGCCGCGAGCUUGUAUCUCCAGACGUUGGAUGAUGAGUUGGAGAAGCGCACGGGGAAUGACGGGCUCCGCGAUAUUGUCGAUACCGUGCCCUGGCGAGGCGACCGCGGGAGGUGUUUGGAUGCCGACGGGAUUCUCAAGUGUGUGCUUGGUGCCGUGAAUCGAAAGUAUGAUAAACGGGAGGCGUCU